Molecule: messenger RNA, 868 nt
Organism: Hyaloscypha bicolor E
Lineage: Eukaryota; Fungi; Ascomycota; Leotiomycetes; Helotiales; Hyaloscyphaceae
Exons: 1
Coding region: 162-659 (165 amino acids)
Source: RefSeq, a predicted model, not a curated record
CUCGAGAAAGCAUUCGUAACACAAUACCAAUAGAAAAAGGGCAUGACUUCAGCUGAACUUUGAUCACCACCACCUGCGCCAUUUAUGGGUACAUAUGGUUGAGGUUGCACCACGCAUCACAAGAGGCUCUCAUUGAUCAGACCCCCUGCCGGUUCCACCCAAUGCAGCAGUGUAGGCGAGAGAGCCAAUGCCUCACUCUCUUUGCCGACAUCAAGCUUUGGAUCCCGCAAAAAGCAAGCAGCUACAGGAAAAUGCGAACGGAGGCAUUGGAGGUGCUGCAUGCAACGAAAAUCACAAUUCCGGGGACGCCGCUCAGCCUUGUGCUUUGCGCCACGGCGCCACGAUUGUCCAACCACAAUACGGGACUACAUCCAAUGGAUUCAGAUCACGAGAACUUCGCCUGCAUGUCUCGAUGGCUAGAAGUCCAAGAAAGACGAACUUUCUUCGCACUACUAUCCCAAGACUGCAUCCCAUGUGCCGGCUGGCCCGACAAAAGCCUCUGCCAUUCUCGUACCCCGUCCGAAGACAGGCAUGCCAUGCACACCAUCCUUCCUCGGCUGGAGAAAGAGAAAGAUGUCGAGCCAAGUUGGGAAAGCUGCUCAUUUAGCCUUUCCCGAUUCGCGAUUCCAUCUCCGGCAAAGGAAAGAAUAGAAAUGUGAUAGAAGCUCCAGCUGUACAUGCACCGUUCCAUAGUCUCACAACAAUGUCUUAAAGGAGCGAGGGAGGGAUGUACCGAUGUUGGGGUCUCGGAACAGGCUGAGUUAUCAUCCUCAGACCUUAUUAUUGUAAUUGCGGCACCAACGAGUCCGUUCCCCGGAUUCUGCGCGGAAGGAGGGAGGGAGAACAUGCAGAGGGUCACAGAAAUGAU